Phalaenopsis equestris is the source of this 1637-nucleotide messenger RNA. Its product is annotated as RNA-binding protein BRN1-like. Gene Ontology annotation, molecular function: mRNA binding. Gene Ontology annotation, cellular component: nucleus; ribonucleoprotein complex; cytoplasm. The transcript has 9 exons. Lineage: Eukaryota; Viridiplantae; Streptophyta; Magnoliopsida; Asparagales; Orchidaceae. Bases 1 to 1314 code for a protein of 437 amino acids. The record is from RefSeq and is a predicted model, not a curated record.
AUGGCAGCGGAAGGAGGGGAGAAGAGCGGCGGAGGAGGAGUUGGAGGAGGAGAAGGGGGUGGGAAUGGCGGCGGAGGGGAGAGAUUGAAGCUGUUCGUGGGUCAGGUUCCGAAGCACAUGACGGAGGAGCAGCUCUUAGCCAUGUUCAAGGAGGUGGCCUUGGUGGACGAGGUCAACAUCAUCAAGGACAGGGUUACCAAGGCGUCUCGAGGAUGCUGCUUCGUUAUCUGUCCGUCGAGGCAGGAGGCGGACAAGACGGUCAAUGUUUGCCACAAUAAGAGAACGCUUCCGGGGGCUUCUAGUCCAUUGCAAGUGAAGUAUGCUGAUGGAGAGUUGGAGAGACUUGAACGCAAACUUUUCAUUGGUAUGCUUCCGAAGAAUGUUUCAGACGCAGAAGUUACUACUCUGUUUUCGAAGUAUGGUAAUAUUAAGGACUUGCAGAUCCUUAGAGGUUCUCCACAAACAAGCAAAGGCUGCGCAUUUUUGAAGUACGAGACAAAAGAUCAAGCCCUUGCAGCGAUUGAUGCUCUAAAUGGGAAGCAUAAGAUGGAGGGAUCAAAUAUACCUUUGGUUGUCAAGUGGGCUGACACUGAAAAAGAAAGGCAAGCCCGGAGAGCACAAAAAGCUCAAUCUCAGGCCUCCAGUGUUUCUAUCACCAAUUCCAUGCAACAACCUUCAAUAUAUGGAGCAUUACCAAUGGGCUAUAUCUCACCAUACAAUGGGUUUGGUUACCAGGCUCCAGGAACUUAUGGACUUGUGCCAUACCCUAUAACUUCGAUGCAGAACCAAGCCGAUUAUACAGGAAAUGCAUUUCGUGCGAUGAGCCAUGAUCUCUCCAUGAUAACCAGAUCAAGAAAUUUCACGACGAUGCAGUCUGCUGGUUAUAUUGGCUCCGGAUAUCUAGGCUCCGGUUAUCCGAGCAUUCCUGGUCUUCAAUAUUCUCUACCCUACCAGGGCAGCAUGAUGAGUCCCAGGCCCAAUACCUCAACACAGGCUUCAAUUACUAGUACCAGUUCUGCUGGUCAGAUUGAAGGUCCUCCUGGAGCUAAUUUGUUUAUUUAUCAUAUUCCUCAAGACUAUGGAGAUCUAGAGCUUUCAAAUGCCUUUCAAAGAUUUGGUAAGGUUUUGAGUGCCAAAGUCUUUCUCGACAAAGCCACCGGCUUAAGUAAAUGCUUUGGUUUUGUAAGCUAUGAUUCACCAGCAGCUGCACAAGAUGCCAUUAAUGUGAUGAAUGGCUUCCAGUUAGGUGGUAAGAAGCUGAAAGUGCAACUCAAGAGAGAAAACAGAACAAACCUUUCUGAUAAUUUGUCAUAAAAAAACCAAAAUUGUUGAUUUACAUAGGUUUUUUAGGGAAAUUUUAUAGGGGUAUGGAUGGAAGGAAUUUGAUGAUUGUAUAAUUUAAUUUGUUCCAUACCAUCAGGCCUCGAAGUAGAAACUGGCAGCCCCUCACUGCCAGAUUCAAAUUAUUUAGAUUCGUUCACACAGAUGCAUUCUCUUUUGCCGCUUUCCUUGUAAUUUAUGUAGGGCAUUGAAAUUGAUCAGUAACGGCUAUUAAAUUCAUUUGAUUUUUCAUGCAGCAAUAAAAUGAUUGCAUGUGGUGGAACCCUUGUGCUGCAUUUCGCUGGUAAUCAUUUUAU